This is a messenger RNA of Toxoplasma gondii ME49, 3676 nucleotides long. RefSeq names its product tryptophanyl-tRNA synthetase (TrpRS1). The record is from RefSeq and is a predicted model, not a curated record. The transcript has 7 exons. Gene Ontology annotation, biological process: tryptophanyl-tRNA aminoacylation. NCBI's taxonomy places the organism in Eukaryota, Apicomplexa, Conoidasida, Eucoccidiorida, Sarcocystidae. Gene Ontology annotation, molecular function: tryptophan-tRNA ligase activity; ATP binding. The coding region runs from base 425 to 2932 and encodes 835 amino acids.
CGAAGUCGUUGAUGUUUUUCGUGCUGCGAGGGACAACGAAGAGUUGGUGCCAGGUGCCGUUUUCAGGGCGCUGUAAACGCAGCCAAUGGAGUGGCUUGCCGGUCCACUGUGGCGGCUGAAUCGAAACUGGUGAAUCCCGGGUAUAGCAAUGGAGAAAUUGAACAGGAUUGGUGUCAGCACACCUCGUUAGAUCCAUCCCUCUGCCACGGAUGCCGUCAACAAGACCGUUUUUUUUUUCUUGGGGCCUGUGUGGCUUCCCAUGCACCGGCGCGCCAAUCUUCAGAGCGAUUCGUUUCUUUUCCAAAACUCCAUGAAGCCGUGAUGUUCUGUUCCACCACAUACUUUGUCAGAACCCGUGUCCCGGUUAUGCAACCGAUGCGAGUGACCCCCAGUCUUUCUGUCCUUGUCACUUGUUGUGGUCACGAUGCACGUUAGGGGACGCCUGUGCCCAUGUUUUUGCUCUUCCGCCGGUGUUUUACGCCUCGCUGUGUGUCUUGUUAUCGUCGUCUCCUUUAUUGACAUCGCAAGCCAAGCAAAGCCCCUUGUUCGGCGUUCACACUGGUUCCAGUGUGCUCCUCGUGACCUCGCAUCCCUCUCAGCGCCGAGCCGGGUGGAAACUUUUCCCUGCAACCUCGCUUGUGAGUUUCGGUCGAAGUCAUCGUCAGUCGGGUGCCUCUACGAAAAAAAUGUCGAAUUGGAUGCUCCAUUGACACUGGAGGCCAGGCAGACUCGGAGGUGUCGCGACUGUUGGCUGCUGGGCACACCUUCUCACUCGCUUCCAUGGCGAAGCUCUUCCGUCCACUUCCACCUUUCCGCCGCAGCUCGAGCUUCGCUGCCUACUCCUUUGCUCUUUCCUUCCGCCACUUUCCAAGACUCGACUCCUCUUGUGCACCAAAACAAUGCCUGUGAAGGCAGUGUCCGUACGCACUCCUCUUCCCCAUGCUGCUCUGCCUUUUUUCGGCAGAGCCAUUCUGCGGAGUACACCGGCGGAGUGAACCUACCGAGAAACUUUUGCUCAGCCGUCGCCGCUUUUCUGCCACCCGCGGGAGCAUUUGGUUCCCCGACUACACUGACACAUACAGCACUCCCGCUCAUGAGGCAACAGUCUUCGCGUGAUUGGAAAACUUCUGCACGGUCCUUUUCUUCGAGAUCCGCCCCCCCCCCUCAACGUGCUCUUCAUGCCGGGAGCGCGAGCAGCCUGGAUGCGACAAGCAGUCAGCCGGCUUGUACAAGCAUCCGUUUCCUGAAGAAACCGACAGCGACUCCAUCCCACUGGCUCUCGUCCCCUCGUCUCACUGGGAAGGCUGGUGCUGAUCAGGCCUUGCAGGCCACAGCACAGUUCGCGUUUCAGCUCUCCAGCGGCGCUUCGCCUGGAACAGAAAAUAGUUUGAGAGAAGACUUCCUAGAGCACGGGAGUCAGAAUACGUCAACGAGGCAGAGCGAACAUCUCGAUGGAACGACUUUGUGGAUAGAGGAUAAAGUUGGUCACCUGGACCAGGUCUUCCGAGGCUCACGGGUCAUAACCGGGCUUCAGCCCAGCGGACACCUGCACCUUGGAAAUUAUUUCUCAGUUUUUCACCCGCUGCCGAUUCUAGAAACAUCGGGUGCUUCGGUAACAUGUCUCGUCGGCGACUUGCAUGCCUCCUUUGGCGGCCUGACUCGGAGGAGCAUCGGCCCGCUUCGUCCGGAGACACUCAGAGAUUCCCCGUCUCGGGACAAUGGAGCCGAUUGUAGCGACCUGCUCAGAGGCCCACGGUCUGGACAUGGCUCCUCGGGUCACACAGCCCCUGGAAGCACAGCAGGCGAUAACGUUCACAGUGAGAGUUCUGUAGAAGACACGAAAGCAAUCUCCGAUAAGACACUCGACGCAGUCGCAAUGCUGCUAGCCACCGGGAUACAUCCUGACCUAGGCCAGGAAGGAGCGACGUCUCGUUCUGAGACACAGGGUACAACCGUCGUGGCUGUUCAGAGUCUGAUUCCGGAGCACACGGUGCUCGCUACUCUGCUGAUGGGAACGACGCCUUUAGCCUGGCUGGAACGAUGUACGGGCGCGUCGGCUAAUAUUCGGCGCCUUACCGUAGAGGGGAGAGACUCGACAUGCAGCGGACGGAGGCAGGAAACGCAUGAAGACGACGGUCGAAAAGCAGAUGUGGGAAUGCGAUUCUAUCCCCUGCUGAUGGCAGCGGAUAUCCUUUCUCAUGACACUGACUACGUGCUGGUUGGUGGGGAUCAACGCCAACAUGUCGAAUUCACACGCCAGGUCGCUAGGCGGUGGAACCGCUCUUUUUUGCCUCUCUCCGAUGGUGACACAAGAAAUCCGCUUCCUACCAUUGGGACCGACGUGUCAAAGAACAGGCGGGGACUGAGAGUGCCCAGGAUGAUAAGCUACAGUCGGCUGUCGUCAAGGAUCGGAGACCUGCAAGAUCCGGGAAAGAAAAUGAGCAAGAGCAGCUGUCAUGCGUCUGCGAGUGCGGUGCUGAAUUCAAAGGGAUGCGUUUUCCUUCUUGACCCGCCGGACGUGAUUGCUGCGAAAAUCGCGAAGGCGAAGACCGAUACGAUUCGCGGUCUGUCGUAUAGUCUGGAGGACCAGAGCCCUCAGCUAUCUGGUGGAGACGAUGAGGGAACUGCGGAUCGAGUUGCUUGUCGCAAUCUGUUGCAUCUCUGGUGCGCAGUGGCCGGCGAAGCACCGCAGGAGGCAGCGAGCCGCUUUACUGACACACCAUGGGAGUGCUUCAAGAAGGACCUGACCGAGCGUGUUAUAGAUAUGCUCAUUCCUGUGCAGAGGCGCUACAGAGAAAUUAGAUCAGACAUCCCCUACUUGCGGCGCGUGAUCGAUGCUGGAGCAAAACUGGCGCGGCAGAAAGCGGUGGCGACACUUCAGAAUGUCAGAGAGGCAAUGACAAUUGUAGUUUCAUCGUCUGAUGUUAAUUGAACCUGCCGAUCAUCUGUACAACUCGAGAAUGCCUGCAAUAGCAGAAGGCCAUUGACGGGGGUCUCCCAUAGAGACUCUCUGCCCUUUUCCUGCAGACACCUUCGUUCAUGGGCUGCUGCAGUGUCAGGUGCGAUGCAGUGUUGGAGUUGAGAAGUUACCCCAGUCGUUUCGACAGGUUUUACAGAUUUGCAUUUGUACACGAUGUAUGAGUUGUCAGGCUAACAGUGUGGCAGCUUUUUCAAGAGGCCGCCAUGGACUUCAGAGAAGCGGCCCAGUGACAAUUUUCGAGGGUGUAUAUCAAAUGCAAGCUAGAAUGGCUGGGGCACAGUUUGCGCUUGUGAGCCUUUGGUAGGCUUUCUUGCCCUUUUGGCCUUAAUUUUCCCUGCCUACUGUCGCAUGCGGAGGAGGGGAGAAGAUCCUCCCCCGUUGCGUGAACGGGAGAAGAUUACUCUAGCACGCACAAGGAAUCGAGGAACAGAACACUGCACUUGCUGGUGUGCACACGCUGCCCCGUUUGUUCAAUUUGAAAGCAGUUUCGGGAAGCAGGUUGUCAGCAAACUCAAUGUUCCUUUCCCGAUAUACCGUCGCAGAAGUGCGCAGAUGUGUCUGCUGUUUCAUCGGGACGACCUACUCCGCUAGAGGGAACUCGUCGGGCUGUUAUGAGAUGUGAGUUCGCAUCAUCACAGCACUUUGUGUGGCGCUGGCCUUGAAACAACCGCUGUUACUGAAGGAUUUCUAUCACCU